Molecule: messenger RNA, 3065 nt
Organism: Cottoperca gobio
Lineage: Eukaryota; Metazoa; Chordata; Actinopteri; Perciformes; Bovichtidae
Product: mucin-17-like
Exons: 7
Coding region: 410-2812 (800 amino acids)
Biological process (GO): proton motive force-driven ATP synthesis
Cellular component (GO): proton-transporting ATP synthase complex
Molecular function (GO): proton transmembrane transporter activity
Source: RefSeq, a predicted model, not a curated record
CCAGUCUUUAAGUAGAAAGCUUUAUGUGACUGUAAUGCUAUAAAAACACAGGACAGCUCUACUAAUCACAAAUAUGUCAGCUAGCUAGCAAAUAAACUAACAAACAACCGGUUAGAAGUGGAUCUAAUCGGUUCACGUCGACACAGAAGAGGGUGUUUAUCGGCGCGUUUAGAUUAGCUAGCUAAAUGAGUACAUUGCGAUUUGUUAUUUUACAUUUUGUGCAUUUUUAAUGCGUUAAAAUAUUCCUCUGUGUGUCCAAAGCGAUAAAAACACAGUAACUGUGUCAUGGUGGAGGACGGAGAGCUUCAGGACAUUAAGUACUUUCCCAGAGUCCCAUUCCUCCUCAGUGUUUACUAAAGAGUUACAAACCUAUACUACACAAAUAUAUAUAUUUUUAAUUUAAACAAUCAUGGCUGCUGCAUUGUUCAGAAGAGGAACAGGAUUAUGUUGUAUUCACAGGGAGUUGUGCAGAGUGGUAUGGAGGCCGCUAACAGCACUGUUCAGCUCCAAACCAUCAGACAGAAAUCCACCACGCAGGACACACAUCAAGAAGGCCAAGCCCCAGCCUGCGGUGGAUGUCACUCAACUCCUGGAGCAACUCUUCUCCCAGCGCAGGCCGGGCUCAGCGCCUCCUGCCGCUAAAGCUCGACCUACCAAACCUCCUGCCUCCUCCUCAAAUGCUCCUCUUUUGUCAAAGACAGAAGCAGCAGCGUCUGUCUUUCCCGCUGCUUCUAGUUUCAAAGUUGCUGCUGAUAAUCUUUCCAAUGUGACUGUUCGUACAACCUCAGGUUCCUCUCCAACCAGCACCACAGCUGCAUCAUCAGCAUCACAAGCAGCCGCGAUGGAAAGCCAAACCUCGACUGAAACAUUAGAAACCAAAGUAGAAACGGCGAAAGCACUGCCUUCCUCAGCACCAGCUCACGUGGUGGAGGAGGAUGCAGAGACUUCAUCUUUUCCAGCUGCUACAGUAGAACCCACAAUAGAAACUACAGUCGAUUCACUAGCAGAGCCUAAACUUCCUCCUGUGGAAACACUAGAAGCUGCUGUUGUUGAAGGUCCAGUAGAGCCGACUGUAAAUUCUCCAGCUGAAGAAAUACAAACAAAAGACACAGACUCCGGAGUCUCAUACGGUGCCAAAGAAGAAGCUUCAAUUCAUGUGGAAACACUAGAAACUGAAGCUGCUGUCGUUGUGGGUCCAGUAGAGCCAACGAUAGACGAAACCAAAAGCACAGACUGGAGUCCUGUUAGCCUCUCGCACACUGCAGAAGAAGAAGCUUUGAUAGAAACAGUAGAACCAGCAGUAGAAGCCAGACAUAUUCAUGUGGAAACACUAGAGAGUAGAGCUGCUGCUGUUGCUGAGGGUCCAGUAGAGCCACCGAUAGACGAUGUAGCUGCUCAGAAAGUACGAACCAAAAGCACAGACUCAGCUGUGGUUGACAUUUCACACACUACAAAAGUAGAACCCAUAAUAGAAACUACAGUAGAGGCCAGCACCUGUCCUGUGGAAACACUGGAGAGUAGAGCUGCUGUUGUUGAGGGUCCAGUAGAUGUUUCAGCUCAGAAAGUACAAACCAACAGCACAGACUGGAGUCCUGUUAGCCUCUCGCACACUGCAGAAGAAGAACUUUUGAUAGAAACAGUAGAACCAGCAGUAGAAGCCAGACAUUUCCCUGUGGAAACACUAGAGAGUAGAGCUGCUGCUGUUGUUGCUGAGGGUCCAGUAGAAGCUACGAUAGACGAUGUAGCAGCUCAGAAAGUAGAAACCAAAAGCACAGACUGGAGUCCUGUUAACCUCUCGGCUGAAGAAGAACCUCUAGUAGAAACUACAGUAGAGACCAGCACCUCUCCUGUUUCUGAAGCUUCAAUAGAAACUGCCUUAAUCCAAAAUGCACAAGAAUCUGCACCUUUGCCUUUAAACAAUGAAUCCACAGAAUCAUGUUUAGUGAAUGUUGCUGUGGAGGAGAGCGUGAGCAAGUGUGAAGACAGGACUUUAGAGUCUGUGACGCUCCAUGUAGAUGAGGCGCUGGUAGCAUCUUUAAACACAGACGAGCUCCUCCGAACAUCUGUCCUCAAGGAACAAGCACAAAAGCAGCUCCAGGACUUGUUGGUCCAGACGGGGUUGGGAGCAGAAAACAAAGCUGCUGAAACUGAGGAUUCAUGCGAAGAUGAGCGGGAGGUUUUGACUAAAGUUCUUUCAAAAUGGGACUCUGUGUCUGAGGAUCUUCAUGAGCUAGAAGGAGGAAGUGAGCUCCUCUCUCAUGUUCCUGCAGUGCUUUCCAGAAGCCCUGGCCGAGGAGCAGCUGCAGAGCAGACGGACGAAGAAGCCGUGACACUGGAAUCGAUAACUUUAUUAAAAGUGAAGGCGGAAGCUCUUGAAAGCGAAGUUCUGCGAGAAAUGAGGAAUACACUCGAGAAAGAAGCUGAAGAAGAGUCUGGAGAGAAGAGGAGGGAGGUGGAGGAUAUGGUGGCGUCUGAAGAGACGACUGAGGCUCAGGUGACGGAGUCUCUGCCUGAAGAGCUGCAGACAGACACCCUGAUGGAGGAGCUGCUGGUUACAGAAGGCCCAGCUGGUCCGGAGGUCGGAGGGGAUGUGUGGGAUGAUUUAGAUCCAGUUCAGAGACUCUUCCUGGAGAAGAUAAAAGAAUACAACAUGCGCAGGUUGGAUGGAGGACUGUCGGAGGUGGAGCCAGAAUAUGAAAAACGCCUUUCAGAGGAAACGGCAAAGCUGCAGAGACUUUAUGGAGGAGGAGACGUGAGCAGCUUCCCUCAGUUCACCUUCAGCGCGCCUGAAAUGGACCAGGACUCCAAAUGAUCCAUGACGUCUAACUCCUACGCUUUAUGCUCUUUCUCUGACAUCUCUCUGACUUCCUCCUCCAUUACCUCCUCAUUUCAAUGUUACUACAUGGGAGAAUAGAAAGAGGGAGAGAAGAAGAAGUGUGUUUGUGUGAUCUGCCAUCAAUAAAAGGGAAAAUGUAUUCCUGGCUGUUUGUUUGUACUGUGCAAUAAUGAUAGUAACAAAUUAUAUAUUAAUAUUAUAUUUUAUUAAAGCAGCAUUUUCAAAAGCG